CGAGUGACUGAAGACAAACAUGGGGACAAACAAGCAUUUUGUGUGUCAGAAUGGAGAAGUGGGCAGGUGAUGAAGCCAGUGAUAUCCCAGUUCUCAGUGAAAGGGGGAAGUCACCCAUCGACUAGUGAUUCUGAACAAGAACUAAUAACAGGAUUUAGUGUAAGUGUUAACUUCUGAAACGAUGUCAACUGAGAGGCAACCGCUGCUUUUCGAGGGCUUCCUGAAGAAAAGGAAAGAUACAAUGAAAAUGAAGUGGUCAACCUAUUGGUUCAGGCUCCAAAACACAACAUUAUUCUUCUACACUAAGAAACAUGGGAGUGCUUCACACCUAAGAGGCCUGUACUACAUCUACACUGUGCAGUCUGUGCGUGAGAUCCAGAGGGAGAAGCAUAAGCACUACGUGUUUGAAAUCACCAUGAAGAAUGGGAAGAGGAAAGUACUGGCUGCGGAGACAGGGGAUCUGAGGAGGGAGUGGAUUGGUCAGCUGUGGAGGGCCAUGCAUCUCUCAGGCCCAGGGGGUACAGACCCAGGCUGCAUACGACAACAGGAUGUGAGGUCUGAUGACCUGAAGGCCAGAGGUCGCUUCAGCACCUAUAACAGCUCAGAAUGUGACAGCAUGACGGAACCACUGGGGGUUCAUCGACCCCUCUCUGCACCCCUCAACCCUUCCACCCCUGACCAAGACCUAGACCAGGGACACAGGAUUACCAACUGCCUCUCUGGCCCCCUCACACCUGACCAAAAUCUGGGGCACAGGGCUACCCUCUCUCUCUCCCUCACUGAUGAGCUCAGUAAUGAGGAAGCCAUAUGCCAGAACACCAUCUCACAUUAUGGAGAGGAGGAUGAAGACAGUGUCCAUAGAUUUAGAAGGAGAUGUGAGGAGGAGAGAGAUGAAGAAGAGGAGGAAGACAGUGUCCAUAGAUUUAGAAGGAGAUGUGAGGAGGAGAGAGAUGAAGAAGAGGAGGAAGAGGAUCAGUAUGACAUUCUACCAGCCCCCCGGAACUCUGAGUAUCACAUCAACCAAUCAGAUGAAGACUUGACUGACGGAGAGGACCUCUAUGACUUCCCACUGUCCAAUAGGAGGGCAAGUGACCGCCAAGAUUAUAGCGAGAUGACAGAGAGCAUCUAUGACGUCCCCAGUUCCCUAAUGAGGAAAAUGUCUGAACACACACUUGCAGAGCCUUACCCUGGAGGUGAGAUACUGGUGGAGGACAGGGGCCUCCUGGAUGACAUGAUGGCCAGUCUGGGUGGAGGGACGGUGGGCUGGAUAACAGGUGCUUCUACUGUGGAGCCCUACGGGCUGGCUCAUCAUGGCUCUUAGGACUGGUAUAUAGUAUAGACUCUGGAUAAUAUAGACUGAAUGAGUUUUCCUCAUUAAAAUUGUUCUAUAAAGCUUGACGCAUUCUGUUAGAGAUUUAAAUAUGUUUACAUUUUAUGAAAAAAAAUCUAAUUUGUCAUGAUAUUCUAUUCUAUUGACUUCUCUUUUAAUACAAUCUACUGUCAAGGAAAUACCAUAUUAAAUAACUAACUUUAUACUGUCAAAGUGUUCCACUUAGUAUAUAAUGUCAGGAGAGAGGUACUAUAGUAUUCAGGCAGACCCUAUCCUUCUUUUUUAGGAGGUAGAUCAGCUUUAAUACUGCAGAUACAUUGUGGCUUCUAUCAAUGUAAUUGUCUGCAUCAUUUCCAAUCACACAUGUAUAUUUUUUGUAAAUAUAUAGAGUAUAUAUUAUUUUAAAUAUGUUUUGCUUCUUUAUUAUUUUCCCCUAACCCUACCACCCUUCCCUUAAUUGGAGUAAACAAAUGAAAUAGA
Molecule: messenger RNA, 1810 nt
Organism: Oncorhynchus masou masou (cherry salmon)
Lineage: Eukaryota; Metazoa; Chordata; Actinopteri; Salmoniformes; Salmonidae
Product: serine/threonine-protein phosphatase 4 regulatory subunit 2-like
Exons: 10
Coding region: 182-1321 (379 amino acids)
Source: RefSeq, a predicted model, not a curated record